UUGUCAUGGAAGAGCAUGAAGCAGCAGCUGGAUCUGUGGAGAAAGCCGCAGCAGGUGUAGAAACUGGAGUCAGAGAAGCAGACACUGUGAGGGUUAUUGAUGAGACGCUAGGAACUGAAUUCAUUGAUGAGGUUGUAGAAGGAGUUGGAGCCACUUUAGACGAGACAGGAGAGUAUUCAGCUGUAAUGGCAAAAAUUCAGGAGGACAACAAAGAUCAGGCUGUGCUGUCAGAAGAAAAAGGUGCAACACUAACAGAAAUACAGGAGACAAAGGAAACUCUGGAUGUUGAGGAGGUGGCAGUACACAGAGAGUCUGAACUCAAUCUUGGAGAGGCUGAUGUGGAACAGAUAGGAGAUAAGGAAGAAACUCGGCUAGACAAAACAGCAGGUGAGACAAUAGCACUGCUUUUGGACAAUUAUCAGAUAGAAGCCACACAAACUGCAGUCAGAGAGCCAAUACUUGAGGAGGAAGAUGCAAACAUAGCUAAAGAGCCAGAUGGACCAGAAGAAAAACAAGAACAAGGUCAUUUAGUGGAGGAAGGAGCUUCAGUAGAGGUAGAAUUAGGAGGUACAACUGUGGGGGAAGCAAAGGUAGAUGACAGAGAUGGAGAGAGUGUGAUCAAGGGGAAAUCAGUGGUGCUUGUGAAUAAAAGAGAUGGCCAAAAAGAAGCAGAAGAGGAGCAGCUUGCUUCGGAGACUUCAAUUGACAGUACAAAAAAGGAUCAAGAUGUGGUGGGGAUCUCUGGCCCAGAACCUGAUGGUGGUGCUGAAACCACCAUGUUGCAGAGCUCUGAGAACCAGGCUUCCACUGUGGAUUUAUUCCUCAUUGAUGUGGAGACUGAAGAAAGAAACCUAGAUGAUGAGAAAUUUAACAGCAAUGAGAUCAUCACCCCGACCAAUGACCUUUUCCUGUAUGACCCAGCUGAUGCCCAUUCUACACUGGAUAAUUUUAUGAAUGAUGAUCUAGCCGAACACCCCAGGACUGAAGGAGAGGCAUUGGGGGAAACCAAUGAGCUCGUUAAAGAUCCAGAAUCAACUGAAUUAGGCUUGGAACCAUGGAAAAUCGGAGCUGCUACUGCUGCAGUUUUCCUGGUUUUGCAGACCGCCGUCAUCAUUAUCUAUAUCGUCAAACGUCGUCACAAAAACAACAGCCUGCCCCGACAGCGUGCAUGUGAGGAAGAGUGUGUUGAGCCAGAGGCAACUACAGGAGAUGACUACAGUGAUGAUACACUGCCUGCGGGCAAUGGUGACCCUCAACAGAUGGCUGCAGUUGACCCAGCUAAUAUGGCUUCAACCCUGGCCAAAAUAAAUGACCAGCAAGGAGAUGAGCAUGCAAUAGCUAUGUCAGACCUCCUGCCCAGCUCUACAGAUGAGUGGGCCAAUAUUGGAUCAGGACCAAAUUCCUCACAAGACCUCAGGACUUCCUUUCUCUAGGGGGUCCAACUGUUUUCUCAUUCAUGCUAUAUCUAAAUUAAGCUCAAUGAGCACACAGCCAGUGAAUUACCUAAACAUUUCACACCCUAACCAAACCCAGUAGUGACUGUCUCACAUUCCCAAGCGUAUUAACUACUGUAUAAUCAUCUUACACUUAGUGCGUAUGACUUGCGUAUGAUUUGUGUUUUUGCAUGUGUAAAUUUAAAAAAAAAAAAGCCUAACAAUUUUGGAUUUUGGCAUAUAUGACUGUGUGACUGAGUGAACAGAGAAACGUGUGUUUGAAAACACUGUGUACAUGUGCAAGUGUGCAAAUGUGAUAAACCUUUUAUGUAUCUACUGCUGUCUAGUGGUUUGAUGUCUAUAAACACUUUAGGCUGCACUGGAAUUGUUGAGCAACGGUUUUCAAAGUGGCCACAUCGCUCAUGCUGUACAAAGCUGCUGAACUGCCACGAGCAAUCAUCCCAUUUUAUCAGCAAGUCUGAAGUCUGAGAAUACUGGCUGCAACAUGAAGUGCCUCAUCUGAAAAGUCUUUAAAAUGUAAAACGAUUUUUUAAAAAUGGAUUUGAUUUUUAUUCUGCGCAAGUCUUGACUUGUGUAUCAUAAGUUUUGCUUUGAGUAGAACAAAAUUAAGUGUCCAAAGAAGCAACUAGAUCCAUAAACUCCAGUGCCGGGUUCCACUGGCCACCACACACCACAACCAUGCCCCUAUCAUAUUUUUCUCUUCCCGUCAUUCUUCUGCAAGUUUAUCAUCUGACCUGUUUUUUCUCAGAACUGUGCAGGCUCUUUCAGAGGAUUUCUAAAAAACACUCAUCUGACCUUCAUGUUCUUGAGUGUAACCGGUGGUUUGCACCUUGUUGUAAACCCUCUGUGUUUCAUGUUUGUAGACGUUAACAAUGAUAUCGCUAAUAUUUUGAGAGUGUCAUCUUGGUUAGAUUUUUUAAAGUUGUUUUUCUUAGCAGUUGAAAUAAUUCUGAGAAUACAGAGAAAAGUGACAAAAAUACAAACUUAGGACUUUGAAUCAACUUCAGAUAUUAUGUUUGCUUCAUUUAUUAUGAAAUAACAACAAGGGACCAGGCCUCGUGUCACCAUGAAACCGCUUGUCAGUCAAUUGUCCAAUUAUUUUUAAGCCUUUGAAAACGAGGGACCGUGCAUAAAAUUGGCUGCAUCUCCUAAAGUGCUAGUGUAAAAAUACUGUAAAACUGCUGGAAUUAAAGCUGACAGUCUGUACUUCAAUCACGUCUUGAUUGCUUAAUUUGAAAAUCGUCUUUUGGAGUGUACAGAAACAAAACGAAA
Molecule: messenger RNA, 2726 nt
Organism: Neolamprologus brichardi
Lineage: Eukaryota; Metazoa; Chordata; Actinopteri; Cichliformes; Cichlidae
Source: RefSeq, a predicted model, not a curated record